This is a messenger RNA of Clarias gariepinus (North African catfish), 780 nucleotides long. RefSeq lists its product as uncharacterized. NCBI's taxonomy places the organism in Eukaryota, Metazoa, Chordata, Actinopteri, Siluriformes, Clariidae. The record is from RefSeq and is a predicted model, not a curated record. The transcript is spliced from 7 exons. Bases 1 to 780 code for a protein of 259 amino acids.
AUGAGAGAUCCCUUAAAUGCUGUUGGUUUUUCAGACCCAAUAGCAGUGUGCACAACUUCCUCUCCAGUGGAUAACCCUGCUGACGCUGCUGAUGGAAAAUCUAAAGAGAACAGCAACUCUGCUGAACAAACAGUCACAGAAACUUUAGGAUUAGACAUCGAUUCUGCUGAGAGUAAAAGUGAAGAAGGGACGCACGUGGACAAAACUGUUAAGACUGAGACUGAAAACCAAGCCAGCAAAACACAAGGCACAGAGAACACGAGCAGCCAGGAGAUAUACAGACCUUGGAAUACCAUGACAGACCAAGAGAGGAAGAGGAGGAUGGACACUGAGAAAGCAAAAAAGAAAUACAGUGUGAAUCAAAUCACCAAGACUAAAGAAGUUAAAAUGGACACUUACUUACCUGAUCAACCCCAGGAUAAAGAGAGCAAGAGAAAACAUAAGACAGACAUAGUGAGAGAUAGCAGUGACUCGGUUCAAUUGAGUGAUGGGCAGAAUUUUAUUGAUCAGAGUCAGGAGUGUGUGGAGGUAUCCAGCUGGAUGACGGGAUAUCCAGAUGUGGAAAACAAUAGUGAAGGUGGUGCAGGUGUAGAUCCACAGAGUGAAGAGGGAAUCACAAAUUAUGAGCGCCGGCCUAGGAAACUGUGUGUUGCUAAAAAGAGACUGGGGACCCCAAGAGUUCAGAAAGAGCAGCUGGACAAAGAUAGUGAAGAAACUGUGAAUAGUGAGCCUGUAGACAGAGAUAACAGCAGUGAGAAGAUUCCAGCUCGAUUCAUCUAA